Eucalyptus grandis is the source of this 1317-nucleotide messenger RNA. Its product is annotated as F-box/LRR-repeat protein At3g03360-like. Gene Ontology annotation, molecular function: protein binding. The transcript has 2 exons. The record is from RefSeq and is a predicted model, not a curated record. NCBI's taxonomy places the organism in Eukaryota, Viridiplantae, Streptophyta, Magnoliopsida, Myrtales, Myrtaceae. The coding region runs from base 1 to 1317 and encodes 438 amino acids.
AUGGCGGAGUCCUCCAAGCGCCGGAGGAUUUUGCUCAGCCCAGAAUCCUCCCGCGACCGACCUCCUCCUCCUUCGAGCCCUCGGGAUCUAAUCAGCGCAUUGCCAGACCACGCGAUCCGCGACAUCUUCUCGCAUCUGCCCAUCGAGGACGUCGUGAGGACCAGCGUCCUCUCCAAGCGGUGGCGAUACAGAUGGAGGACCGUCACCACCAACCUCGUAUUCAAUAGAGUCCGGCCUCACCAUCGCAGAACCCGCUCCUUGGACUUCCGGUGCAUCGUCGACAGCGUCCUGAGCCAGCACACCUCGACCUUGGCGUUGAAGAAAUUCCACGUCAAUGGCUUUUGUUGUUACGACGAGGCCGAUAGCCCCAAGCUCAAGGAGUGGCUCCGCUUCGCAGAGCAGCGCCAUGUGGAGGAUCUCCGCCUGGAAGUGGAUAGUUUGGAGUGCAUGUUUAUACUGCCGCAGUUCUUGUUUUGCUUGAGUAGUUUGGUGCGCCUGCAAGUCAGUCGGUGCCGUUUUUCGUUGGGUGCGACUAGUAUUAAUUUGCCUCGUCUUAAGGUUUUGUCGAUGUCAAAUGUGAACUUGAGCGAUAAUAUCCUGGCGAGUAUUUUAAAGGGAAGUCCUGUUUUAGAGUCCCUUGAGUUGGGUCGGUGCGUGGACUUGAAUAACAUCAUUAUAAAUUCAACGAGUGUCAAACACUUGUUCCUCAGCAUCACCAAUUUCUUUGACCUACGGAGGAUUAGGGCCCCGCAUUUGCUGAGGUUGCGUAUAGCAGGGACGUGCUCUUGUUCUAAGGGAGCAGAGCAUAUGUCACUUGAGGAUAUAUCGUCUUUGGUUGAAGCCGACUUAAAUUUUGAAAUUCUACCUCGUGUGCAUGGUGACAAUAGGAUGGCCUGCGACCUGUUGAAGAAAUUUCUUGAGAGGCUGCCCAGAGUUUCUACAAUUAUCAUUGGUGAUUGGUGUUUGCAGUUUCAACUUGGUGAAGAAUCUAAUGAAGAUUUUAACUUGGACGAAGAAGUUUUCUUGUGCUCACAGAAGGAGAACUUUGGAUGUUUGUCAAAACAUCUCAAGAGAGUUGAGAUCAUCUGCUUUGGAGCUUGUAGUUCUUGGUCAAAACAUCUGCUCACUCUGAUUAAGUUUCUUCUUGGGUAUGCACUUGUGCUGGAGAAGUUGAUUAUCAAGGUUAAAUUGCCCACACGUGUACAUGAACUUCCAGCCACUGUUCUGUCGCAACUACUUGAUUUGAGCACCGAUGUGCUCAGCUUUCGAAGAGCUUUGGAAAAUGCUAAGGUUAUAUUUUAUUAUCCUCUUGAAUAG